This is a messenger RNA of Harmonia axyridis, 4343 nucleotides long. RefSeq lists its product as uncharacterized. Gene Ontology annotation, molecular function: kinase activity; protein binding. Lineage: Eukaryota; Metazoa; Arthropoda; Insecta; Coleoptera; Coccinellidae. The coding region runs from base 268 to 3966 and encodes 1232 amino acids. The transcript is spliced from 19 exons. The record is from RefSeq and is a predicted model, not a curated record.
CAUCAGAAGGGUUGUUAUCCAGUGGUGUAUUCACCACAUUAUCACUAGCAGCCAACCAGUUCGUGUCAAAGUACUCGCUACUCCCUUCUCUCUCUCUAUCUUUCUCUUACAACAUUUGGACGUGACCAUACCCAGUGAGUUCAAUUAUUCAUCGUAUUUUUAUUCUCAUUGAUUUCGGACUUCAUCGAUAAUUCCCCCUAGUCCAGUUGUGCUGGACUUGCGUCUGAAACAGGUGCUACUGUGACACAAGAAGAUGUAACCAGAAUCAUGCCAGCUUUAAGAGCCAAGACCAAUAUUAAUGGAAAGAAUAUGCCACCCAAUGGACUGUACAUACACUCAAGUCCACCGAGAGUGCUCCAAAUGGGCACUGCCCACAUCAAACAAGUUGUUAGAAGUGGCGACGUAGAGAAAUUGGAACAGAUAGUUUUAGAAGGACAUGGAAAGAAACUUCUGAAUGAGCAUUCAUCCGAUUAUAGGACACGAAUGUUCUUGAAGUCAGUUCCCUCGCUCUUGACACAAAUCGGUCUGCUGCACGAUGCGGUUAACAGUGGUAAACUUGAGGAACUCAAGAGCAUACUGGAGGACAAUAAGGACAAAAAAAAGAAACUUGUACUUGCGAAAGAUGAAAAUGGGGUUGGUUUGCUCCACAAAGCAAUUUAUUACGAUCUCAAAAAUAUAUACAAAUAUUUAAUAGAAAAAUUUCCAAAUACAGUAUCCCAAAAAGAUAUGGAAGGAAGGACCCCUUACCAUUACACAGCAGCUUGCAAAGAUCCAAGUUCUGUGCAGAAAAUGCUGUUGAAUGCUGGUGCUGAUUUCUCAGUCCUCGACUCUAGGCAACAUUCUGGAAAAUAUUAUAUGAUUCACGUGAAUGAACUGGAGCUGCCUAGUGCUCAAAGUUCUGCAAGCAGCACCAGAAAGAAUAUAGCAAAUAAUGAGGGUCUGAAUUUCAAGAAAUCAAACAUAAGGAUAUGGAUCCAUCAGAGAAAUCUGGGAAAUCUUCAGCAGGUCGUUUGGGAGGGAAAUGGUUCGAAGCUGUUGCCAGAACACAGCAAUAAUCCGAAGAUCAAGAAGUUUCUAGACGCGGUUCCUCAUAUUAUGGGUCUAGUUAAAGAAAUCCACGCUGAUGUCAUCAACGAUAACAUAGAAGCUCUCAAAUCCAGAAGAGCUGGUGGUAACAUCCCCUCUAUAGUAUACUAUGGAAAAGAUGCUAAUGGCUUAACACCCCUUCAUAAGGCAGCUGGUUUGGGUAGGUCAGAAAUAGCUGAAUACCUACUGGAACAGAGCCCAAAAUCUAUAGAUGCAGUAGACAAUGAAGGCAGAACACCCUUACAUUAUUCGUCCUUACUCAAAGACAGUGGUGAAAUGGCAAAUUUCCUCAUAGAAAACGGUGCUGAUGAGUCUGCCUUAGAUUCGAAACAAAAAACUGCCGCCUACUACAAAACUAGAGCGUCAGAAUUGGAUGCCAAGUUACUUCAAGUUAUACCAGAAUGUCCAAAAACCGCAAAAGGAGAAUCCUACCUUUCAGGAUGGGAUUGGAGUAUUUUGGCUUCCUCAUUGUCAAGUGAGGAUAUUUCGAAACCUUUGAGAAAAGCUAGAUAUUUAAUAAAUAAUAAUAAAAAUGACACUGACAACCAUAUAGAAGAACAUAAAGAGAAUGGAAAGACUGAAACAAAUAUAGAAGAAAAUGAGAAAGAUCCAGUAGAGGUGCAGACUGAAAAUUAUCAAGUAGAAAACGUGAAUGGUAACCAUGAAGAAGACAAAGUUGAUGAACAACAUGAAAAUGAUAACAACAACAACAGUGGACCUCUGGGGAGUGCUGUAAAUGAUGAAACUCUUAAUAAUGAUGUAGAGGAAAAUAAUAAGGACUCAGAGGAUAAUAUAGAAAAAAUGGAAGACGAAAGUCAUGAUGAAAUUACAAACGUAGGAGAAACCGAGGAACAUGUCAGCGAAGAUAAUAAUCAGAUAAAUGGAAAUGACGACCAACCUAUCGAAAAUCGAGACAAUAAUCAUGACGAUUUGGAGAAAGAAUACCAAAACGGAAAUGAAGAAACAGUGAGUCAAGGACCUAGUCCAGUAAAACGAUCUAGACCAAGCAGUACUGCUACCACCAAACCAAUGACUGGUACCUCGGAUGAAGAUGAGACUAAAGAAGAACCGAAUUCAAUAAAAAACUCAGCCAAAAGUAGCAAGAACUCUGAGGUAGACCCUGAAGGAGUUAUUGAAGGAGUUGUAGAUGGAGCAGACGAAGUUGAGGUCCUCAACAAAGAUGGUAGUGGGAGUGCGGAGGAUGAAGAAGUCAAUGUCGAUGAUCUGAUUGAAUCUGGUAAUAUGGAAAAAUUGGCUGGUUUGGUUUUGAGUGGUAGAGGAAAGCUCCUUGAGGGUAAAAAGAGUGAUAAUCCAGAGUUACAAGCCUUUCUUGAUAAUGUACCUGUAUAUAUGGGCAAAAUAAAUAGGAUUCACCAGGCAGCUAGGGAUGGAAGUUUACGUGAUCUUCAAGCAGCUUUAGAUCGACGUAAAUUUGCUAUUGCAAAAGACGCAAUAUCUCCUGAUGGAGCUUCACCGCUUCACGUGGCUAUCAUCUUUGGUAACACCAGUAUUGUUAGGUAUCUAGCAGGUCGUUUUCCAGAAACCCUACAAGAGAUUGACGUUGAUGGAAGGACUCCUUUGCACUAUGCAGCUACAAUAGCUGACAACAGCCACUACUAUAACCUACUAAUUCAUCUGGGCUCUGAUAUGAGGGCUCAAGAUAAGUUUGGACACACUCCAGAAUACUACAAAGGGAAUAAUCCUGAGAUGACGCAUAGAAGUCUACUGGAAAAAUUUGGUGAAGCUGAAUUAGCAAAUGAAAUGCUCAGUGAUAAAGACGGUGGAGAACCAGAUAACAAUCAAGUCGAUAUGCCGUUCUUUGCUACAGAAGAGGGUAGAUACCUAGCAUCAUCUCUUGGAGAUCCGCUCAUAAAAGGCUUGACAGAAGUAGCCAAUAAGAGACCUGACGAUCCGAUAGCUUAUCUUGCUACAUAUCUUUACAACUUUGCUAACAAUAAAAGCAGAAGCCGUCCAAAAACCCAGGAGAAUAAGCAGAUUAUUCAAGGACCACCCGAUGAAGAAGUGGGAAACGAAGCUGUUCCAACAUCUAUUGAUGUGGUAACAGUUGAACCCGAUGAGACCGACACAGAAGAAGAUUCAGCAUUCAACAGUACACAAAGAGAUGAACAUGGGCAGAGUAUGCUUCAUUUCGCAGCUGCAAGGGGCCAUGGAAGGAAUGCUCUGUUUCAAUUACUUCUAGAGACAGAGAUCAAUGUAGCUUUCAGGGACGAGUUGUACAGAACUGCUAGAGAUAUAAGUAUUCAGGCGAAUGUACCGGAAAAUACCGUUGAAAUUGACAGAUACGUUAUGCACAUAGCCACUAAAGGAGAGACUGACAAAUUAGUGGAGCUUCUUCUGGAUGGAUAUGAUCAUAUAACGGAUAUUGUUGAUGAGGAUAACACGCCAAUAUUUGAAGCUGUAUCUAAAGAGGACCAGCCUGAUACUUUAUCCUUUUUACAGUCCAUACUUACAUUUGAGGAGAAACGUGAAAGAGUUCAUCAUGUUAUUCGAAAAGGUUCAAUAAGAGAUUUGAUGGAACUUUUAGCCGAUGAAAAUGAUACCGGAAGUGGAAAACUGUUAGCAGUUGGUAAAAACAGCUAUGGCCGCUGUUCUCUCCAUAUAGCUGUACUAUGGCAACAAGAAGAAAUUGUAGAUUAUCUUGCAAAUACUUUUCCGGAUACUUUGAGUCUUGGUGACAAUUUGGAGAGGACAGCUCUGCAUUACGCUAUGGGAGUGGACAAAAUGGAAACUUUGACUAGGGUUUUGAUAAAAGCAGGGGCUAAAAGAGUAGCCAAGGACUUGAAAGGACGACAACCGACUUAUUACUUCUUGAAUAAACUCGAUAUAGCAAGGUUACAGGAAGAGGAAGAAACAUUUUAACUAAUUUGAUUUGAACACAUUAUUAGAGCAUAAUAUACAGGGUUGGUGCACUUACAUUCAAGAUAGCACAAUCACAAGUGAGACGAUUUUGGUAAUAAUCGUUGUCAUCUCUGAUAAUACCAAGAGAUUUCAGAAAUUUUCAGUAUUUCAACAAAUGACAACUUAAUUGAUAGUAUAAUUAUGUGAAAAUGUUGUAGUUGAAUAGUCAUAAAUUUUAUAAAAGUUUUCCAUGAAUAUAUAGGAUAGAAUUUUUUUUAUAUUCUUUUGUUAUUCACGUAUAUAUUUUUCUUAUUGAUUGUGAAAGAUAAAUUUACUCUGAAAUAUUGGAAAUAUUAUUCAUUUUCGAUAUAUAGAAUAAAGUUGGUUUUAUAAUAAUA